AAAUCCACCCUGAAAUCUGCAGGCUUUUCAUCCAGCUGCAGUGCUGCUUGGAGAUGUACAUCACCGAGAUGCUCAAGUCCAUGUGUAUGUUGGGUGUGCUGCAGCUCCACAGGAAAGGAAACGAGUCGUGUCCUGAAUCAAAUGCAGACUGCAGGGUGGACGAAAGCUCUGAUGUCCCCAUAUUGGAGGACAGGUCUUCAUCACCUGUCGACUUCCCCCAUGAAUCCUGGCUUGUAUGCACAGAUAUUGAGAAUAUAGAGAGUGAUAUGCGUGAGAUGAGAAAUCUGCUAAGCAAACUCAGGGAGACCAUGCCUUUGCCACUGAAGAACCAAGAUGACAGCAGUUUGCUAAACCUGACACCCUACCCACUGGUGAGGCAGAGGAAGAGGCGUUUCUCUGGGCUCUGCUGCCUUGUGUCGGGAAGAGUGCAAACAGAAAUGCCCUACCCAACCUCCAUUACGCCACCACACUCUGCCCCAACCUGCCUAGGCACACCCUUCCAUACACCACCACACUCUGUCGCAACCUACCGUGCCCCACCCUCCAAAACACCACCACACUCUGCCCCAACUUGCCCAGCCCUACCCUGCCAUACACCACCACACUCUUCUCCUACCUGCCAAGCCAACGCUCCCAUACACCACCACACUCUGCCUCAACCUGCCAGCCCCACCCUCCCAUACACCACCACACUCUGCCUCAACCUGCCAAACCCCACGCUCCCAUACACCACCACACUCUGCCUCAACCUGCCAGCCCCACCCUCCCAUACACCACCACACUCUGCCGCAACCUGCCAAACCCCACACUCCCAUACACCACCACACUCUGCCUCAACCUGCCAGCCCCACCCUCCCAUACACCACCACACUCUGCCGCAACCUGCCAGCCCCACCCUCCCAUACACCACCACACUCUGCCGCAACCUGCCGAACCCCACGCUCCCAUACACCACCACACUCUGCCGCAACCUGCCGAACCCCACGCUCCCAUACACCACCACACUCUGCCGCAGCCUGCUGAGCCCCAACCUUCCAUACACCACCAUGUCCUGCCCAACCCCAAACUCUAAAUUCUAUAGAGACCUUUCUCAAAAUCUAAUUUGUGUACUUAUGGGUCACAUCAGGUUCCUUUUUGCAUUCCUUAUAAUCCUGGCCUCUGCGAAGGCCAUUUCUGGGUGUUACUGUGAUCAUUAUGCAUGGAGCCCAUGGACUCAUUGCACCAAGACUUGUGAGCAGGGGACUCAGGAACGUAGCAGAAAUGUCCGGUAUGAUGAACACUGGAACAAGAACAAUUGUGCUCGGCUGUGCCAGACACAUGAGCGCCGGACAUGUAAUGUUGAACCAUGUCCCAUAAAUUGCCAACUGACAGAGUUUGGACCAUGGUCAGGGUGUUCACCCUGUGCCAAAAAAAUGUUCAGAACCAAGUCUGUCCUUAGGCCAGCUCAGUUUGGGGGACAGGACUGCAGUGAACCUCUGGUAGAAGAACGACCUUGUCAUCCUUCUAAAGAAUGCGUAAUUGAAAAAAACAUCUGCAAGGACAAAUUCACCUGUGAUAACGGCAGAUGUAUAAAAGCUAUUCUUGAGUGUAAUGGGCAAAAUGACUGCCUGGACAACUCUGAUGAGAAGAACUGUGGCAAAAUCAAACAAGUGUGUGGUGUAAAAAGAGAGUUUAACCCGUUACCUGGAGUGGAUCUGAUUGGUAAUGGGUUUGAUGCUGUUGCAGAGAAGAUGAGAGCCGCCGUCUUAGAAAAUUCCAUCAUGGGAGAUGAAUGUCGUUUAAACCGCAGCAAAGAGAACAGGAAAGUCUACCGCAUCCCAGCCAACAUCGAGAGCUAUGAAAUUAAUGUGGAAACUAUUGAGGAUAUUAAGGCAAACCUGCCAGUGCAAUCUGAGCCAAUCACCUUGAAACAUCAACUAUCAAGUUCUGGAAUAGUGAAUCCAUAUGGCUAUUCCUUGAAUAUUCCCAUCAUUCUGAACAUUUUCCGAAACUCUGUACAGUCCAAUUCCUUCAAGGAAGAAUUGAGUGCAUUUCAAAAAAAGGACUCUGAGUAUUUCAGGCUACACCAGGAAAUAGUCACAUCCACUUUCCGAACAAAAUCAUCUGACCUGUACCUCUCGCACCCCUUCCUGACCUUCCUCACCAACCUACCUCUGGACUACAACUAUGCCCUCUACAGGCAGAUCUUUCAGCAGUUUGGGACUCACUACUUCAGCUCUGGUUCUCUGGGAGGGCGGUAUGAUCUGCUUUUCCAAUAUAGUCGUGAAGAGCUCAAGACUCAGGGUUUAACACAGGAGCAGAAGAAAAGUUGCAUCCAAAAUGAAUUUUCUGUCUUCCUGUUCAUUUAUUAUACACGUUCACAUAGCAAUAGGUGUGGUACAAACACACAGACCACCAAAUAUGAAGGUUCAUUCUUACAGACAUCAGAGAAAUCUAUAUCAUCUGUGAAGGGAGGAAGAGCAGAAUAUGCUGCAGCUUUGGCCUGGGAAAAGAAAGGUGCUCCACCAGACAGCACGACUUACAAAGACUGGAUCAGUUCCACUAUAGACAAUCCCACUGUCAUAGACUACGAGCUGAAGCCCCUGGUUGAUCUUGUACGUGGUAUUCCCUGUGCCGUGACUAAGAGACGACACAUGCUGAAGGCUCUGAAUGAGUAUCUGUCAUCCUUUGACUCAUGUAAAUGUGCCCCAUGUCCCAACAAUGGCCGUCCCACCUUGGUAGGGACAGAGUGUGUGUGUAUCUGCCAGACUGGAACCUACGGGGCCAAUUGUGAGAACCGAGCCAAGGACUACACUUCAGAGGCAGUUGAUGGCUACUGGAGCUGCUGGAGCUCAUGGAGUGCCUGUGAUUCAACCUUAAAGAAGCACCGGACACGCUCCUGUAACAACCCUGCUCCUCAGAGAGGAGGGAAACCCUGCCAAGGCCCUGAGUUUCAGGAAGAGGAGUGCCCCAUCUCUAUCUUUCAAGAGAAGGAUGUGUGCAUCAGUGAUGAUGAAUUUGAGUCUGAGGAAGACAGUGAGAGCAUUCUGCCUUCUGGAGCUUCUGGAUGUGCCAAACCCAAACCACCUGCUCACAGCUACCUGAGGAUCAAUAAGCGAGUGUAUGAUUUUGGAGAUCAUGAGGAGUUUGUGUGCUUCUCUGGAUUCGAGCUGGAAGGUUACCAGCUCAUUCACUGUAAAAAGGAUGGAACGUGGGAGGAGGCAAAGGGCAGCUGCAUCAAGAGGUCGUGUUCCAGACCUAUUGUUCCACAUGACAUGAACAUAAGCCCAAGCAGAGUGGAAUACAGUAUUGGCUCCAGUGUCUUUCUGAUCUGCUCGGACAGUGCAACGAGUCCCUCAGGACCAAAUUACUUCACCUGCACUAACGCACUCACCUGGGAACCGUCCAUUCCUGAUGACAUACACUGUAAAAAUGAUGAGGUCUUUAUACCUGACAGCAGCUGUGAGAAGGGAAAGUGGCGUGUGGGUUCCACGUGUGUUUGCAUUCCUCGAGACGACUGCAGGAAGUAUAAGAGCGACAUUUGUGCUUUGGACGUGACAAAAGACCACGCCGUGAUGAUGUCCUUCUGCUCCUUUCAUGCCGACCGUUGCCAUGGAGACAAGCUGCACUUCAUUAAUGAUGGUCCAUGUAAAGGUGAUGUGAACUGGGCCAGAUUCAGGGCUAGAAUUUCUGAGAAGAGCUCGGUGCAGAAGCCAUGUGGAUCAGACACCUGUUACGAGUGGGAAACCUGCUCAGUAUCAGGUAUGUGCACGUGCAUACCUCCCAGAGAUUGUCCAAAGACCGAUGAACAAACUUUCUGCGUGAAUGUUGUGAGACUUCAGCGCCAGCGGACUGUCAAUCUGUGUAACAUGGCUGCUAUGAAGUGCAGCGGCUUUGACUUGGAUAUUCUUCAUGAAGGUGUAUGUUCAAGCCCGUAAAUCGAUUUAUACUCAUUAUUUACACACAGAACAGUUGAACCCAUGACAUAGCCAUCCUCUAUGUAUACUGUACCUAAUCACUCAUUUUCUUCUGAUAGCACUGAGAUAACAGUUUAAAACUUUCACUUUGAAUUUGUUGGUAUGAAAUAUUUUUGUGGAACAAUAUUGUGAAUAAAGUUCUUUAAGUAUAA
This is a messenger RNA of Tachysurus fulvidraco (yellow catfish), 4108 nucleotides long. It is a transcript of the gene c6.2, whose product is annotated as complement component 6. Gene Ontology annotation, molecular function: protein binding. The record is from RefSeq and is a predicted model, not a curated record. Gene Ontology annotation, biological process: immune response. NCBI's taxonomy places the organism in Eukaryota, Metazoa, Chordata, Actinopteri, Siluriformes, Bagridae. The coding region runs from base 54 to 3917 and encodes 1287 amino acids. Gene Ontology annotation, cellular component: membrane attack complex. The transcript has 22 exons.